UUUAAUGUAGUUAUCUGAUAUAUUGUCAACUAAUGUAUUUGUUUUCAUGUUUGUAUUUGAAGCUAUACACUAGUAUGUGUGUCUGAAGAGUGUGAUUGGAAAUUUAGGGCAUCGAGCGUUGGUAAAUCAGAAAUGUUCAGGGUUAGGGAGUUUCGUGACAAGCAUACAUGUCCGCUAAAAGAUAAGGUGUAUUCACAACGCCAUGCGACAAGUUGGUUUAUAGGUGGAAUUGUAAAACCAAAAGUAGCCAACCAUAAGAGGAAAUACACACCUAAUGAUAUAGCGAAAGAUGUAAGAAAUGAUCUUGGACUGGAUGUGUCCUAUAUGGUCGCUUGGCGGGCUAAGGAAAAAGCAAUGAAGGAUUUAAUGGGUGAACCAUCGGAUUCUUACAAAAAAUUACCUGGGUACCUAUACAUCUUGGAUAAAACGUAUCCAUGUUCACAUAUAAGAAUGCGAAAAUCCGACGAAAACGAGUUUCUGUAUCUGUUUAUAGCAUUGUAUGCAUUCAUCAAAGGGUUUGAUUGUUGUAGGCCAAUUGUUGUAGUUGACGGGAGCCACCUCAAAACAGCAUACAACGGAACGUUCGUUUCAGCAAGCACGUUAGACGGUGCAGGUAAUAUACUUCCUUUAGCAUAUGGUGUGAUAGAUUCAGAAAAUGACAGGUCUUGGACGUGGUUCUUUGAGCGAUUCAGGGAAGCGUAUGGUGUGAGAGAGAACAUGUGUAUUGUUUCCGAUAGGCAUGAAAGCAUAAACAAAGCUGUUUCUAGAAUCUAUCCGAAUGUGCCGCAUUAUGCAUGCAUAUUGCAUCUUUGGGGUAACGUAUGUAAGAAGUAUAAGAAGAGCCAUGAUGUGUUGAGUCCCGUGUUUUAUGCAAUGGCAAAAGCGUACACGCAAGAAGAUUUUGAUGAGCUUAUGGGCAAAGUUGAGAAGGCAGAUUUUCGGGUGGCAGAGUAUUUGGAAUUGGCUUGA
This is a messenger RNA of Lycium barbarum (goji berry), 969 nucleotides long. RefSeq lists its product as uncharacterized. The transcript is spliced from 2 exons. The coding region runs from base 133 to 969 and encodes 278 amino acids. The record is from RefSeq and is a predicted model, not a curated record. Lineage: Eukaryota; Viridiplantae; Streptophyta; Magnoliopsida; Solanales; Solanaceae.